AUGGCACCCAAAAAAUUCAACAAUAAAAACAAGGAACCAAAGACUCCUAUUACCAACGAUCCUCGGUUUUCCAGUGUUCAUAAUGAUCCUCGUUUCUUGAGACCCAAGAAGAAGGAUAUGAAGGUCACCAUUGACAAGCGUUUUGCUGGAAUGAUGGAAUCCAAAGACUUCAGUGAUGGACCUCGAGUUGACAAGUAUGGCCGCCGCUUGCAACAAGGAAGCGCCAAGAAAGAGUUAGAACGUUUCUACCAGUUGGAAGAGUCAGACGAUGACAGUGAGGAUGAAGAUAAAAGCUUGGAGCAAUUGGAGAAGGAGCUUGCUGAAGAUCCUGAUAAUUUGGCUGACGAAGAAUCCGAGAGCGAAUCUAGCGAGGAAGAAGCAGAGGCAGGCGAGAAAGCUGGAUACGAUAUUAUGCGUGGCCGUGGUGAUAUUUCAUCGUCUGAUGAUGAUACCUCAGAUGAAUCUGAUGCAGAAAGCGAUGUCGAGAGCGAACUGGAUGAGAUUGACCGCAUCAAGCACAUUCAAGAAGGUGAAGAAACCAGUCGUCUGGCUUUGGUCAACAUGGAUUGGGACAAGAUCAAAGCUGUGGAUAUUUUGAAGGUAUUGGGCGGCUUUAAGCCUGAUACUGGUAUAAUCAAGAGCGUCACCAUCUAUCCCUCUGAAUUCGGUAAAGAGCGCUUGGCUUUGGAAGAAACCCAGGGUCCUCCUCAAGAAAUCUUCAAGAGCAACAAGAAGAAGGACGACAGCGACGAUGAUUCUGACGACUCUGACGAAGAGAUUACUGCUGAAACCAUCAUCAAAAAUCAACUAGAGGAAGGCGAUGGCCAAGAUUUCGAUCAAGAAGCUUUGCGUAAAUACCAAUUGGACAGACUCAAGUAUUACUAUGCUGUUAUCGAGUGCGACAAUCCUCAAACUGCCAAGGUCAUCUACAAGACUUGCGAUAAUACCGAGUAUGAAAGCAGUGCAAACUUUUUCGAUCUGCGUUAUAUACCCGAAGACAUGACAUUUGAUGAUGAACCCAAGGACACCGCUACCAGUGCUCCUGAAGGUUAUCAGCCCACCAAAUUCAAGACUGAUGCUCUUCAACGUACCAAAGUAAGCCUGACCUGGGACGAGGAUGAUGUUGAUCGUUUCCAAUUGACUCGCAGAGAUUUCACCCAAGAUGAUGUCAAGGAUCUUGAUUUUGACAUAUAUCUUGCCUCCUCUGACGACGAAGAGGAUGAGGAAGAAGACGUUGAUGCCUUGCGCGAGAAAUACAGAAAGCUACUGGGAAGUAACAAAACGCAAUCUGCCUAUGAGGACAAAGUGGACGAAGAAGAGGAUGAUGGCGACAUGGAAAUCACAUUUACUCCUGGUUUGAGUGAAGCCGCUGGUGCUCUUGUCAUCAAGAAGAGCGAAGACGAACCCAAGGAAGAGACGUCCAUUGAAACAUACAUGCGCAAACAAAAGGAAAAGAGACAAGCCAAGAAGGCAGCUAAACACAAGGAAGCGAAAUCUGACCAAGAGGAUGGAGAUUCUGAUAUGGAUGCUGAAACCAAGAACGAUCCUUUCUUCAAGGAAGCAAUGGAGGAGAUGGCUGAUGAGGGUUUCGUCGCCAAGAAGAAGGAGUCAAAGAAUGCCAAAAAGAAGAGAGCAUCCAAGCAAGAGCGUGAGGAGAAGGCCCGUGAAAGAGCUGAGCUCGAAUUACUCAUGGAUGAUGGUGGCAAGAGUGAAGGUUUCAACAUGAAGGAGGUGUUGAAGAGAGAGAAAUUAGAAAAGAAAAAGAAGGGAAAGAAGUCCAAGAAGAAUGCUGAUUUGGGAGAAGAUGAUUUCGAGAUCAAUGUCAGCGAUCCCCGUUUCUCUGCGGUUCAAGAAUCACAUCAUUUCGCCAUUGAUCCCACCAACCCUCAAUUCAAAAAGACAAAGAGCAUGCAGAAAUUACUGAAUGCCAGACAAACAAAGAUGAAGGAAGCAACAGAAACAGUGAACGACCAGUGGAAAAAGGAGAAAAAAUCCAAAUCUGACAGCACAUCGACAUCUGCUCAAGACAAAACAUCCAAAUCAUCUCUUCAAUCACUGGUUGCUUCUGUGAAACGUAAAGCUAAUUUAGAUAAAUCAAAUUCUGGCAAACGUCAGAAGAAAUAA
Molecule: messenger RNA, 2124 nt
Organism: Mucor velutinosus
Lineage: Eukaryota; Fungi; Mucoromycota; Mucoromycetes; Mucorales; Mucoraceae
Product: Protein kinase
Exons: 3
Coding region: 1-2124 (707 amino acids)
Biological process (GO): rRNA processing
Cellular component (GO): nucleus
Molecular function (GO): RNA binding
Source: RefSeq, a predicted model, not a curated record